Molecule: messenger RNA, 1194 nt
Organism: Knipowitschia caucasica
Lineage: Eukaryota; Metazoa; Chordata; Actinopteri; Gobiiformes; Gobiidae
Source: the annotation of a GenBank genome assembly
AUGUUGGAGCAGAGUCAAGUGAGAAAAUCUACACUGAACCCUAAUGCCAAUGAGUUCAAGCCCCGGUUUAAUGCACAGCCAAAACCGGCCAACACUCCAACACCCCCGCGGCCUCAGGGGCAGCCCAGCCCCUCCAUCGUGGUGCCACAGCCCCCCACUGUCUACGGACAGGCGGUCUGCUUCCCCCAAAUGUACCCACUGACCCCAGUCAGUCCUGGUGUUCAGUCUCCCAUGUACCAGCUCCCGAUCUCUCACAUGACGGUCAGCCAGUCCAAACCCUACAGACCAGGUAAAGUUCCCAACAUGCCCCAGCAGAGGUCAGAGCAGCACCACGCUCCCGGCACACCCACCAUGAUGCACUCGGCCACAGCAGCGGGGCCACCCAUCAUGGCCACUAGCCCCGCCUACUCAACCCAGUACUUCACCUGCAGCCCGCAGCAGUUCACCAGCCAGCCCCUGGUACAGCAGAUGCCCCACUACCAGUCACAGGCUCAGCACAUGUUCAGUCCAGUGAUGCAGGGCAGUGCCAGGAUGAUGGCCCCUCCCACACACGGCCAACCUUCCAGCUCUCAGUACCCAGAGCAGACACACACCAUGUAUGUGUCUUCAGGUCCCAUGCAGCAGUACACUCAUCACGGCGCCACCCUGCACCCCCACGCACAGCACCCCCAGCCCUCGGCCACGCCCACAGGACAGGGACAGCAGGGCGGCCCCCCCCAACACAGCGGACCCCCAAACCACCCAGCCGCCAGCCCCGUGCAGCACCAACAGCACCAACAGGCUGCAGUGGCUGCAGCCCAGGCCCUGCACCUGGCCAACCAGCCUCAGCAGCAGAUGUACACGGCUCUGGCCCCCACCCCUCCCUCCAUGACCCCGGGGCCCAAUCCCCAGUCCCCUCAGGGCUCGUUCCCCUCGGCCCAGCAGACCGUGUAUCUGCACCCCACACAAGUGCAGCACGGCUACAACCCCAACCACAUGGCACACGUCCAACAGGCUCACAUGCAGUCUGGGAUGGUGCAGUCCCACCAUGCGGCGCCCACACAUCCCCCCAUGAUGCUGAUGGCGACUCAAGGCCCGCCGGGUGGUCCACAGCCCCCCAUGCCUCAGACCGCCCUGAACCCCAUCCCUGUGUCCUCCACCACACAUUUCUCCUACCUGACACAUCCAGUGCAACACCAUCAGCAGCAACUGUAG